AUGUCAACUAUGGACACCCUAGUUAAGAAAGGGACGCUAGUGGACAAUAAAUGUGUGUUGUGCUGUAAACAAGGGGAAUCAGCCUCUCAUUUACUGUUUCAUUGCCCAACAGUUGCUGAAAUUUGGAACUACUUCAGAUCUUAUGUUCAUAUGGAUUGGGUAAUGCCAAAUUGCAUAGACUUAAUCAUCAAAGGUUGGAGGGUAAAGAAUCUUUCUACGACAGGUCAAGCUUUAUGGAAAGUUCUGCCAACGGUCAUUACAUGGACUAUUUGGAGGUCUAGGAAUGAUUUAAUCUUCAACGGGAAAUUAUUUGAAGUGCAACAGGUCAUCACCAAAGUGAAAGCACAAUUUUACUAUUGGUGCAAAAAUUUAGAAGCUUUGGAGGGGAUUUCUCUAGAAAAUGUGAAAUCUAGAUGGGGACAAUUUUUUGUAAUUUAG
This is a messenger RNA of Papaver somniferum (opium poppy), 438 nucleotides long. RefSeq lists its product as uncharacterized. NCBI's taxonomy places the organism in Eukaryota, Viridiplantae, Streptophyta, Magnoliopsida, Ranunculales, Papaveraceae. Bases 1 to 438 code for a protein of 145 amino acids. The record is from RefSeq and is a predicted model, not a curated record. The transcript has a single exon.